This is a messenger RNA of Sitophilus oryzae (rice weevil), 1974 nucleotides long. It is a transcript of the gene Pak3, whose product is annotated as serine/threonine-protein kinase PAK 2. Lineage: Eukaryota; Metazoa; Arthropoda; Insecta; Coleoptera; Curculionidae. The transcript is spliced from 7 exons. The record is from RefSeq and is a predicted model, not a curated record. Gene Ontology annotation, biological process: regulation of MAPK cascade; protein phosphorylation; intracellular signal transduction. Gene Ontology annotation, molecular function: protein serine/threonine kinase activity; ATP binding. Bases 316 to 1764 code for a protein of 482 amino acids. Gene Ontology annotation, cellular component: cytoplasm.
UAAUUAAUUCAAUUUUAACUAAUUUUUAUUAUCGAAAUUGCCCAGCUCUAACGAAAAUUACAACCAAGGCCGUCCUAUGAUUCACAAAAUAUGGAAAUUGCUUUGACACAUCACGUCAUUUGUCACUUUAAGUAAGAGGGUGUGUGUGUUUUUCGAGUUUUUUUUUCUUUUAUAAAUAAAACAAUUUUUAAAUGCCCAUAUCUCAUUAUGUAGUGAAUAUAUACCACAUAUUUUUAGCGAAUAGUCACUGUUUGAAAGUCGAUGAUAUAUCACAUAAUUAUUAAAUUGAUAGUAUCACUAGAAUAGAUUUUCAAGAUGAGCUUUUAUAACAUGUUUAAAAGAAAAAAACCAAGGGAGGAGACAACAGCAGCAAUUAUCGGCAACCCAACCAAUGUGAAUCACGAUAUUCACGUUACCGUAACAUCUGAUGGCAUUUUGGAGGGCCUACCUUCGUCCUGGGUCAGACAAAUUGGCACCCAAAUAACAAAGGCUGAACAACAUGAAAAUCCCGAAGUUGUCAAGAAGGUUUUACAGUAUUAUAACUAUUCGGUUAAGAAACAUGCAGGCCCCACACCUGACAUUAAACACAUAUAUACUCAGAAAGAUAUUGACGAGGAAUCAAAACAGAUGGAUCUAUACAUGCAAUCGAAAGACGCUCACAAAAGUAAAGAUUCAAAUUUGUCGGAUGAUUCUAGUAAAUCAGUUGAAUGCGAUAAUGGUACGUCCUUACCUUCAAUAGACCCAGUGGAAAUAGAAGAUAAUAAUCUUGUUCAAACAAAGAAAUUGGCGCAGACCAUAGAUAAUUUAACUAUAGAGGCUGAUGAGAUAGAGUAUAGACGUCCGAGUUUAGAUGAAAGAAAGUUUGGUAUUACGGAUGAAGAGUAUAUGAGUGAAAUUAAGAAAAUAUGUAAUCCCGGUAAUCCGUAUGAUUAUUAUGAAAGGACAUUAAAGGAUUUAGGAUCAGGAGCAUCGGGAAUGGUUUUUGCAGCAACAGAUAAAGCAACAGGAGAACUAGUUGCGAUAAAGGAUAUUGAUAUGACAAAACAAAGUAAAAAAGAGCUGCUGCUGAGUGAAAUCAAAAUUAUGAAAAAUUUUAGGCAUAAAAAUUUAGUUAACUUUCUGGAUGCAUUUGUCAUCGAUUAUGAUCAUCUAUGGGUUGUGAUGGAAUUACUGGACGGUGGUCCUUUGACUGACGUGGUGACGGAAACUAUCAUGAAGGAAGGUCAGAUUGCUGCUGUUUGUUAUGAAGUUUUACAAGCCGUCAGUUACUUGCAUAAUCGAGGAACGAUUCACAGGGACAUAAAAUCUGACAAUGUGCUGCUUGGUAUGGAUGGAACAGUGAAAGUUACUGAUUUUGGGUUUUGUGCAAAUGUUAUUGGGAAUGAACAGAGGGAAACUAUGGUUGGCACGCCAUAUUGGAUGGCACCCGAAGUGGUAACCAGGCAGAAAUACGGAAAGAAGGUGGAUAUUUGGAGCUUGGGUAUCAUGAUUGUGGAAAUGCUGGAAGGAGAGCCGCCAUAUUUAAAGGAGCCCCCUAUACGAGCAUUAUAUUUAAUAACAGCAAACGGCAGACCAAACAUACCCAGAUGGGACAACUGUUCCCCCAAACUAAAAAGCUUCAUCGACGCCUGUUUGCAAGUGGACGUAGACCAAAGAGCAACAGCCGACGAACUUCUGGAACACGAAUUUCUUCAAGAACGAAUGGAAUUACGAAGUUUAACUCCUUUGAUCAGAGCGGCCAAGAGGAUUCUACACAAAACAUGAACGAUUCAUAGGUUUAAUUUACGUGUUUUUAAUUUUAUACAUAUUUUGACUUUCCUUGAGGUAAAGGAAGCUAAAAAGCUAAAAAUAUAGCAUCUCUUUGAUGUAAUGGUGAGUGGUUAACCAAAUAAGUUUAUAUAUCGGCGAGUAGAAGCCUUUUUUAAGUGCCAUUUUUAAAAAAAUUAUAAAUAUAUUUAUUGUUGUUUUUGGCAA